CAGAUUCAACGAAUAAAGGACCGAAGCCCAGACUCGAUGGAAUCGUACAUAUUUCAUUCUUUACAGCAUCCCGAAAUAAAUACGGACGAUUCCCUAGAGUGGUCAAUUGAUGAUAUUGUGAUUCCCAAUAUCUCUGAUUCUGAAACCAUCUUGCAACUAGCAAAACUAGCGUCCAAUGCGUACGCCAGGCUACCGGCUGACCCAAGCUGGAGGGACGUCAGCGACCCCGAUUCGAACUUUGGGAAGGCUUUCAACGACAGUGACGGUUUUGGGUGGACAGAAAGUGGACUACGAGGUCAUGUUUUUGUGGAAAGUAUAGACGAGGGUAAGUUUGAAAGGUCUCCUUUGAUCAUUAUUGCGAUAAAGGGCACCAGUGCCGCAGGUUUGGGAAGUACCGGCGACGACGGCCGCACGGUAGAGAUGGACAAGUUCAACGACAACUUGCUAUUUUCAUGUUGCUGUGCCAGAGUCUCCUCGCUAUGGACUACUGUCUGCGACUGCUAUGAGAAGGCCUACACCUGCAACCAAAACUGUCUCGAAAGGUCGUUGAGAAACCCAGACCGGUACUACAAAGCCGUGUUGGAUAUCUAUCGCAAUGUUAGGGAACAGUAUCCGGAGAACGAAGUAUGGGUGACAGGCCAUUCGCUGGGAGGAGCGUUGAGCUCCCUGCUUGGGAGAACGUAUGGGCUUCCUGCGGUGACGUUUGAGGCUCCGGGAGAGAUGUUGGCAACAAAAAGAUUGCAUUUGCCAAUGCCCCCGGGACUUCCUGCCGAGAUGGAGCAUAUAUGGCACUUUGGCAAUAAUGCGGACCCGAUUUUUAUGGGAGUUUGCAACGGCGCCUCUUCCAGCUGUGGAAUCGCCGGUUACGCCAUGGAGUCUGUUUGCCACUCUGGGUUGAAAUGUGUCUACGACACUGUCACCACCUUGGGCUGGCACGUGAACAUAUUGAAUCAUCGUUUGAAAACUGUCAUCGACAAGCUCUUGAUGAUGUCGAAUGAAACUGCACCGUGCGUGAAGCCACCACCGUGCUUAGACUGCUACGACUGGACCUUUGUUGACCAUUCGCAUAACCGGAAACGUGUGACGAAGUCGAUCUCGCAUCCAUCGCCAACCAGUUCUACAUUGUCCAGUACUUCAGGAACGAAAAAGCGCAAAUGCUUGAAGAGAACGUGGUAUGGUUCAUGCUACAAGUGGUCCGAUGAC
Messenger RNA from Pichia membranifaciens NRRL Y-2026, 1203 nucleotides. RefSeq lists its product as hypothetical. The transcript is spliced from 2 exons. The annotation marks the transcript as partial. Gene Ontology annotation, molecular function: glycerophospholipase activity. Lineage: Eukaryota; Fungi; Ascomycota; Pichiomycetes; Pichiales; Pichiaceae. Gene Ontology annotation, biological process: multivesicular body membrane disassembly; neutral lipid catabolic process; piecemeal microautophagy of the nucleus. The record is from RefSeq and is a predicted model, not a curated record.